This is a messenger RNA of Haemonchus placei, 735 nucleotides long. The record is from the annotation of a GenBank genome assembly. NCBI's taxonomy places the organism in Eukaryota, Metazoa, Nematoda, Chromadorea, Rhabditida, Trichostrongylidae.
GUGGGCUCGAGUACACGCAGCCGCAGAUCGUCGUUCUCCACUCCGAGGGUGCAUUCUCGAUCCUGUGAGAAUCCAAUCUUUGCAGCUGUCUUGGAUGGAAACAUAGACGAAGUUUGCAGCGCAAUUGAUGCAGGUUAUGAUGUUAAUCAACGCGAUGAAUUGAAGCGAACUCCUCUCUUCGUAGCUGUGGAAGCAAACCGCUUAGACAUUUGUCAAAUGCUUGUCGAGCGAGGAGGAGCAGUGAUUAAUGCAAAUUGUGGAUCUGACUGCAACACCGCAUUGCAUGUGGCUGUUUCACAAGAAAAUGAGGAAAUUGUGAGAUAUCUGCUAUCAAAGGGCGCAAGCAAGACGAUUCGUAAUCUUAGACAGGAAACACCAUCACAGUUAGCUCAACCCCGUUCGCCUCUCCGUUCUUUGGUAGAAAAGUACCGAACCCAUCCAAGGCAACCUUGUCAGUUUCAAUGGGAAUUACGUGCUGCCGAUGAUCUCAAGCUUAAUGAUCGUCGUUUACUUCCUGAUCUCGUACGUUUGGGUGGUGGUGAGAUUGUAGUGCGCGAGCCGCAAUAUAAGUCGAGCAUGCUGUCUCCGUUCCAUGCACCUCAACUCUCGUCACCAAUUUUCAUUGUUUACGACAUCCCUACAAAAUUCCAUCGAUGUCCGAAGGAAUAUAACAUGGUUUCAGCGCAGUGGGUUAUUGAGUCUGUCAUGGAAUAUGCCAUCAAGCCUGUCGCUUAA